This is a messenger RNA of Hirundo rustica (Barn swallow), 3402 nucleotides long. RefSeq names its product galanin receptor 1 (gene GALR1). Lineage: Eukaryota; Metazoa; Chordata; Aves; Passeriformes; Hirundinidae. The transcript is spliced from 3 exons. Gene Ontology annotation, biological process: negative regulation of adenylate cyclase activity; positive regulation of cytosolic calcium ion concentration; G protein-coupled receptor signaling pathway. Bases 8 to 1093 code for a protein of 361 amino acids. Gene Ontology annotation, cellular component: membrane. The record is from RefSeq and is a predicted model, not a curated record. Gene Ontology annotation, molecular function: galanin receptor activity.
GGGAAGGAUGGAGCCGGGAGAGCCCGCGGGAGUGCCCUUCAACCUGUCCCGAGCCGCCGCAGAGACGCCCCGCGGGGAGUUCAACCUGUCCGGGUUGCCGGAGGCCGAGGGGAAGCCCCUCUUCGGCAUCGGCAUCGAGAACUUCAUCACCUUGAUCGUCUUCGGUUUAAUCUUCACCCUGGGGGUGCUGGGCAACACCCUGGUGAUCACGGUGCUGGCGAGGAGCAAGCCAGGCAAGCGCCGAAGCACCACCAACAUCUUCAUCCUCAACCUGAGCAUCGCCGACCUGGCCUACCUGCUCUUCUGCAUCCCCUUCCAGUCCACGGUCUACGUGCUCCCCACCUGGGUGCUGGGAGCCUUCAUCUGCAAGUUCAUCCACUACUUCUUCACCAUCUCCAUGCUGGUGAGCAUCUUCACGCUCUCGGCCAUGUCUGUGGACCGGUACGUGGCCAUCGUGCACUCCCGACGCUCCUCAGCCUUGCGAGUCCCCCGCAACGCAAUGUUGGGUGUGGGGCUCAUCUGGGCGCUCUCCUUCGCCAUGGCCUCGCCUGUGGCUCACCACCAGCGCAUCUUCCACCGCGAGACCAGCAACCAGACCUUCUGCUGGGAGUUCUGGCCCAACCCACGCCACAAGAAGGUCUACGUGAUUUGCACAUUCGUCUUCGGGUAUCUGCUCCCACUGCUGCUCAUCUCCUUCUGCUAUGCCAAGGUUCUUAAUCAUCUGCAUAAGAAGUUGAGAAACAUGUCAAAGAAGUCAGAAGCAUCCAAGAAAAAGACAGCACAAACUGUGUUGGUGGUGGUAGUGGUUUUUGGCAUCUCCUGGCUGCCUCAUCAUGUGAUCCAUCUCUGGGCUGAAUUUGGAGUUUUCCCACUGACUCAAGCCUCCUUUCUCUUCAGGGUAACUGCACACUGCCUGGCUUACAGCAAUUCUUCAGUGAACCCGAUCAUAUAUGCAUUUCUAUCUGAAAAUUUUAGGAAGGCCUACAAACAAGUCUUCAAAUGCCAGAUUGGUAAUGAGUCAUUUCUGAAUGAUGCCAAGGAAAAUAAAAGUCGGAUAGAUACACCACCCUCUACCAAUUGUACGCACGUGUGAAUGUUGAGAAGCCCUGUAUGUUGGCUCUUCCUUUAUGUACACUAAACACCAAGAAAAAAAAAAAAAAAAGCACAAUGAGGUUUAUCCUGGGUUUAUCUUGAUAAAGCUAAUUGCUAUUUAAUGUACUGAAUUUGUAUUUGUAACCAAAGUUUGUGAAACUGGUAUGAAAGAAACCUGGGCUGAUCCUUUGCAUCUUAGAUAGCUUUGUCAAAUAAACCUCUUGGACUUUCAUCGAUAUUUGAGAAAAAGGUGUUGAGAUGAUUUGUCUGUAUUCUUACUUCCUAAGCAUACAAAGGUACAAGAAGAAGAUGUUGAUAUGGAUAGGUAACUUUCUGACAUUUGACUCCAUGAAAGUGAAAAAUGGAUAAAUCUUCUGUCCUACAGAUAAUAAAUACUGGACUAUUACGAUUUCAAAAGGAAAGCUUUCGUUCUCUCUUCAGAUUGUUUUGAUGAUUCCUUUUUUCUUUUUAAUCAUGGGCUCUGAUUUGGAGUUGUAAUAAGUUGUGUACACCUUGAGGCAAUUGCUUCAGAGAGGAAAUGCUAUUUCUAUCUGUUUAUCUGGUUUUAAUGUGUCUUACUGAGCAAGGGUGGAUUGGUUUUCCACUUCAUAUGGCUGCCUUACUGUAUACACAGAAAUUUUGUGUACACUGUAUUGGGGGUUUUUAAUGGCCUGGAUGUAAUUGUAGCAAAAUGAGGAUUUGUGUCUAACUGAGGGAAGUUUUUCUUCCUGCGCUGCAUGUGCACAUGUAUGUAUGUUUCCUUAAUUUCAUAGGUUUUGAGAUGGAGGUACAGUUUUAAAUGUGCAAUGUAUACAUAUGUUUUGAUUAUGUUUCCUAAAGAAGCUCCACACAAUGCUUAAGGUUUUAAAGGUAGCAUUCCCUUAAAAGCUGUAGGUGGAGCUUGACAUCAUUUAGUUUUAAACUGGAAAUAUAAAGAAAGUUGUAUUUAAAUUAAUGCAAAGUACAUAAUAUAAUUCUGCAAAUUCUUAAAUAAAAUUAGUACUUUCUGCAACUUUUAUAAAUUUACUGAAAAUGUCCUUAGGUGGUAAACCACUAAAGAAAUAGAAAAACAUGCCUUAAAAACAUUCUUUUAGCUGGAAUAAGACAUGAUUUUACCUUUUUUUAUUAACGACCCAUAGAUUCAUAAAGCAAAUCAAAUUAAAGGAACCUCUGGACAUCCUCUUAAGGCAGGGAUACCCUCAGAGUUGUAUCACUUCCUUGUCUAGGCAAAAUUUGAAAAUUUCUAAGGAUGGCAAUUCAGCAAUAUUUUUGGAGCAACCUGUGCUAGUGCCUAAUCACCCUCACUAAAAUAUUUUUCCUUAUCCACAGCUGGGAUUUCUCUUGAUAUAUCUUGUGACCAUUGCUUUGUGCCCUUUCACUGUGUACUGAAGUCUUUUCUCUAAUUGACUAACGUGUAAUUUUAUAGAUGGCCAUUGAAUUUCCCCUCAUCCUUCCCUUCUGAAACCAAGUGCUGUUCUCAGCCUCUCCUCAGGUCCCUGUCUGGGUCAGUGGCCUUCCACUGCUCUUCCUCCAAAGAAUCCAUCCCUCUCAUGAACUGAGGUGUCCUGAACUGAGGAGCGUGUUCCAGAUGUGGCCUCACAAGCACUGAGCAGAGUGAUUGCUUCUCUUGACCCAUUGGCUGGUUCUUACUAAAUACAGCCCAAUAUUAUCAUAAUUUAUGGCUACAAGGAUAUGCUGCUCAUUUGUAUUUAAUUUCUGCUUUACAACCCCUCGAGUCCUUUUCUGCAGUUUUGCAUUUAGUCCCAGUCCAAGUGUCAGGACUUGGGUUUUGGCAUUCUUGAUCUUCAUGAAUGUGAUAGUUGUUACUUCCACAUUUCCAGCUUACAAAGGACCCUUUGAAAGGCAUGCCUCCUCUCCAGAAUAUCCACCACUCCCCCAGGUCCGGUAUUGUGUGUAAAAUUGCUGCAACCCUCUCCUGGUCUUUGAAGAUGCUAAAUGGUGUUGGCCAGAUGCUCUUUCAGAUCCCUUUUUCUCCACAGACUUACUUUAGAAAAAAUAAUAAUUCAGAGAGGUGGAAUGUCAAAAAUGGAGAGUUAGCUCACAUAAAAAUAUCUUUGUUUAUGUGUCAGUAUUGUAUGCUUGGAACCAGUAAAAUAAUAUCAAAGACAUGCUAUCGUAUGCAUGGUGUUUGUGUCCAUUCUUUCAUAUGAAGAGACCAUUUGAUGAUAUUUCUAGGAACAAAAAAAUAUAAAUAUUUACAAAUAUGUAUUUAAAAACCCACUCAAUUGGAAUAGAAAUGUUUAUCUAUGCAGGAAACAAUUUCCUGGGCAGGGAUUGAGGUUCAGAAAC